Daphnia carinata is the source of this 2364-nucleotide messenger RNA. RefSeq lists its product as uncharacterized. Gene Ontology annotation, molecular function: extracellular matrix structural constituent; protein binding. NCBI's taxonomy places the organism in Eukaryota, Metazoa, Arthropoda, Branchiopoda, Diplostraca, Daphniidae. The transcript is spliced from 7 exons. The record is from RefSeq and is a predicted model, not a curated record.
CAUGGCUCGUCUAUCCCCUUUUCACGCGUGUUUGCUGUUUUGUGCGUUACGGAUUUGCAGCGUCAACGGUGUGGAUUUGGACGAGCACUUGCAACAGCUACAAGAGAACUAUGAAAUUUUAGCAGCCAUUCUUAAUCUACUAGAAAAUCUGGAACGUAAAGUUGAACAGCACGAAACUCUUUUGGCAACUCUGAAAAAUGAGCACAAAACUAAAGUGUUCCAGAAAAUCGUUCCAUCAAAUUCAGUAAUCGAACGCCAAACAUCGAGAAAGAAAACUAUUUUCAGAACAUGCCGAGAGGUUCGCGCAGCGGAUCCGUCGCUGAGUUCCGGGAUGCACUGGAUCGACCCCGACGGACAAGGCGUCGGAGACGAUCCCAUCUACGUUUAUUGCGACAUGACCAAAGGUAUGCUCUACAAUUAAACAAAAGUGAAUUAAAAUUCUUAGCAUUCAAUUAUUCAAACAGGUUCAACAUCCAUCUUACACGAUAGCGAAUCACAGGUAACUGUUACUCAUUGCACUGGACCAGGAUGUGCUUCCAGGACGAUCAAUUACUCUGCAACCAUCAAACAAAUUUCGGCAUUAGCUGAAUUGUCAAGUGAAUGUCACCAAUCAAUACAGUACGACUGCACGAAUGCACCGUUCGAAAUUAACGGCAUUAGUUACUCGUGGUGGAACGAUAAACAUGGAAACCCACAAUAUUUUUGGUCAGGCAGCCGUACCAGUUUGCACACCUGUCAUUGUGGUAUCGAACAUAAUUGUUUCCAGGCGUUUACGGAAUGUAACUGCGAUUCUAAUCUACCGAUUCCGCUAGCUGAUAUUGGAGUCAUCAAUGAUAAAGAAAUAUUACCAAUCACGCGGCUGAAUUUCGGUCGGACCCUACAAGGAAGUUCGUCUGGCAAAUUCAAGGUGGGAAGAUUCGUGUGCUCCGGCCAAAUCGAUCGAAUGCCAUCGUCGUGCGAAGAUCUGCUGCACAUAGGUCACAAAUUAAAUGGAUUAUAUUUAAUUACACGACUUGGUACUGUAGAAACGGUAUACUGCAAUUUUUUAAAAUCACCUAAAGAUAAAGGUUUCGAAAAAUCAUUGGGAUUUGGAUAUGACGCGAGAUCGGCGCCUAUUUACUUUUACGUUCAGAAAAAUACGACGUUUUCAACAAUGAACGUUCCAAUAACGUUCGAAAUAGGGAAAGUGAACGUCGGAAAAGCCAUGGAUUUAAAGACUGGAAUGUUCACUUCACCUAGAACGGGAAAAUGUUUCUUUUCGUUCACGGGGUUAGCUCGAUUUCCAGCUUCAUCCGCGUACAAACUCCGACUCGGAGUAGGUCUCUAUUUGAACGGUUACCUGCAUGGUAGAGGUUGGGUAGCGAAUACUGGCAAUAAUCACUGGGGUCAGUUCACUCUCCAAACAACAUUAGACUUAAAUUCGGGGGAUAAGGUGUGGCUGCAGAUCACGGACGUGUCAGACGGCGUGUAUCUCUACGACAACGGUAACCAUUACACGCAUUUCACCGGAUGGCUUCUAGAAGAAGAAAGGUCAAAUUUAAUUGAAUUAAGGAGAGUUUUGGAAACUAAAGUUACUGAACUAGAAACGGAAGUUAGUCUUUUAAAGGGCCAAUUACAACAGCAAGAAUCGAUAUUAAACGAUGUACGCAAAAAGUUAACCAGUUGCACGCGUGCGUCAAAUAAAGUUAACGAAAUCAAUCGUCCAUUACCUACUCUAACUGGAUUGCCAUCUUCGUGUGAAGAUCUCAAUCUAAUUGGGCACACAUUGGCCGGAUUGUAUUCCGUUAUGGGAACUCAACUAGUCGAAACUGUUUACUGUGACUUUACAAAGUCACCUAACGAGCCAGGUUUCCAAACGAUGAUUGGAUAUUCAGAUAUCAAGUCAAUACCCACAUUCUUUUACGUGCAGAAGAACUUUGGUUUCAAUGUAACCGAUACCCCAAUUCCUUUUGAAGUGGAACGGCUCAACGUAGGAAGCGCAAUGAAUUUAACUUCGGGAAUUUUCACGGCACCGAGGACAGGAAAAUACUUCUUCUCCUUGUCGGGAUUCGCUACUAUUCCGCCAUCUGCAACGAGACUGUUCUUCGGUGUUGGUUUGUAUCUGAACGGUAAAAGCAUCGGGAUCGCCUGGGCCGAUGAAAUCACACCAGGUGAUCAAGAUGAAACGUAUUCGAUGCAGUCCACGUUGAAUUUACAAGCAGGAGAUGAAAUCUGGCUGGAAAUCCGCUUUCUUUCACCAGGUGUUUAUCUAAAUGAUCGUCCAGGUCAUUUUACGCAUUUCACGGGCUGGCUCCUCCAGGAAGAUAUUUUUCAAUCACUGUAAUCUUAUCUAGUUUUCAAUAAAACAAAACCUAUCCCACGUUA